Messenger RNA from Acytostelium subglobosum LB1, 2091 nucleotides. RefSeq lists its product as hypothetical. The annotation marks the transcript as partial. The record is from RefSeq and is a predicted model, not a curated record. NCBI's taxonomy places the organism in Eukaryota, Evosea, Eumycetozoa, Acytosteliales, Acytosteliaceae. Gene Ontology annotation, cellular component: lamellipodium; plasma membrane. The transcript is spliced from 3 exons. Gene Ontology annotation, biological process: regulation of Arp2/3 complex-mediated actin nucleation; cell migration. Gene Ontology annotation, molecular function: protein binding.
AACAAACAAACAGAGAACAUAGACUUUGUACUCAAUCAAAGGAAUGAGGAAGAGAACUUAUUGCUAAAGAUAGAUGUCAAGGGAAAGAAGGCACGCAAGUUGUUCCUGUUGGUCGGAAACAAACGUGCAUUCUUCUUUAAACCAGGUGGAAAGCUCGAGGUCGACUAUCACUUCCUUGACAUCAUGGAGGUCAAGACGGACAAUCCAAAGGAGGUACAGAUGAAGUUUAGGAGUGACAAUGGCAAGGAGCCCCUGGUGUUUGCCGUGGACAAUGCCAACGACUCGGCAGAGAUCGUGCUGGCCAUGGACUACCUGUUCACGCUGAACUUCCCCGGCAUGAAGACCAACAGGAUGAAGAUCAUCGUGCUGCCCGACACACGUGUCGCCGAGAUAUACUCGUCGCCCAACGCCGUCACGCCAGAGAUUGGUCCGUGUGCCGGCCUCUCGCUGACCUACUCAUCAAUGUGCGACUUUAUGAAUGUGCAGCCCAUCUCUGAGGUGAUCUGGCACAUUGACUAUGUGCUCAAUGGCACCGAUGUCAAAGACUUUGACUAUGGCUUCUUCUUCAAGAAGGAUCGUCUACUCAGCGGUGAUGCACGUCCCCUCAUGGCCGCACUUGCCAUCAACACAUGGUUCAACUCGUUCACAAUCAAGAGUGUCAAGCUGUCAACUGAAUGUAUUGGAGCCAUAAUCAGUUUGGUUGGACAAUCGACAAGCUUUGAGAAGAUCAAUAUUAAUGGCGUGGGCUUCGAUCGUUCAAGCUGUGAGAAGUUGGUUGAUGCCAUCGCGUCAAACAAGGCAUUGCCAUUGAAGGAGUUGGAUCUAGGUAACAAUCAAAUAGAGGACAAGGGAAUGAUUGCCUUGGCCGACAUGUUAAAGACUACACAGUUGCAGCUGUCCUCGCUGAUCCUGGAGGGUUGUGGCGUGGGCCGUGCAGCAAUGUCAGCGCUGGGCGAGGCACUGGGCGCCAACGACGUCAUGCUCACUCACCUCAAGUACCUGGACAUCAGUGGCAACAAGCUCGAGUCCGAGGGCUCCAACUCCAUCUCCAACUUCCUUGUAAAGUCCAAGUCGCUGCGCACCUUUAAGAUCGCCAGCACGCAGCCACUGUUCCAUCAGCUCAAGAAGUGCGCCACAAUCACCACGUUUGACAACAGUGGCAAUCGUAUCGUCAAGAAGGAUUCGCUACAUCUGGACAUGGUGCGUUUCCUCAACCACUCGCUGCAUCUCACCAAUCUGAACCUGUCUCGCUGUCAGAUGCCCAUCGAGGUCAUCCAAGAGGUGUUUGGUGAGGGCAACCUCAGCAAGCUCGAGACGCUCAACAUUGCCGAGAACGACCUUGGAGACGAGGGUAUAUCAAUCGUAUGCGACCUUCUCGCCAGCCACACCAACCUUAAAUCACUUGACAUCUCUGGCAACUUUAUCAGAAGGAGCAAGGUACGAACGAAUGCCAUCGAGUCCAUUAUCAAUAUGGUGGAGAAGAAGUCAAGGACAUACAGCUCGAUAAAGACAUUGAUCAUACAGGGUGGCUCAAAGUCCCAGCUCAAGGGCGAUCUGUUGCCAAUCAUCUGCAGCCUUUACUACAACAGCACACUGAAGGAGCUUGAUAUCAGUGGACACUCCAUCGGAGACAUUGGUGCCGCUGCACUCGGCAAGCUGUUGCAAUCCAACUUCACGCUCGAGAAGCUCGAGUGGGACGACAACUCGACGACCGCACGUGGACUGAUGCUGUUCAAGCUUGGCCUGCUCCGCAACUCGAGUCUGUGCAAGAUGCCCAUUCCAAUGCGAGACAUUGCCACGUCGCUCAAGAGUGACAACACACCAUUGAACAUCCAGCGCAUCACUGAGCUGGUGGGCGAGAUCCAGCAACAGCUUCUGGACAACCUGGCCAAGAACACUGCUCAAUCCACACGACCCAAGUCCAUGAGUGCGGGCACACUCUCACCGCCCAAGCCAAGAUCCUCAUCAACACCAACAUUUGCCAUCGAUCCCAAGAUGACCACUGCCACCUGUGCCGGUUUGAAAUCAUUCUCUGACAGUUCCGUUGAUAGUGAGAUCAUUGAACCUCUGGCCAACCUUCCAGUCAAGUAA